CUGUCACUCACCAGGUUUGUUUUCAACAGAUGUGUGUUUUUUCUCAAAUACGAGCAUUUAAUUUAUUCCUGGGUGUCUGUCUACUGAACAAGUAAAGUGGUGUGACGUUUUGCUGGUCUGAGAUGACAGAUGCAUCAGGGCGUAGUUUUGAGGCGGAGCCUCUGAAGGGCAGAGAGAUAGAUGGGGGCGUGUCUAAGGAGAAAAGCUGCGCAGGUAAGCUGGGCUUAUCGCACCUGAUGGGAUGGCGCACAGCCGCUUUUCUUUUCUCUCUCUUCCUGUGUCUGGCCGUCGUCUUCGCUUUCUCGUUCAUCCUCCCGUGCCCCGUACGGCCGCAGUACCUGUCCACCUGGAAUAGUACAAUACCUGCUGCAGCCACGUAUGAUUUCCUGGCUUUUGAGGAUGCCAAUGAAGACAAAGUCCUGGAUGUCUUCUUCAUGUAUAAAAGUUCUGAAGCCAGCCACAACACAUGCAUGAGUGCAGAUUUAACCCCCCCGUGUCUGGUUUUGACGGCUGUGGAUGGGACUAAAGGGCAGACACAAUGGGAACGGCCUUUAGCUCCUGAAUUUGAUUGGGUGGAGUGUGGAGUGAAGGGGAUUGGCCAGAAGGGACCGGGAUGUCUCGUGGCUCAUGCGGACAAUCUCACUGCGGUUGAUAAAAGAAACGGUUUUAUCAUGUGGCAGCAGCCACGCGCUACUGUGAUGAAUGCAAAUCUUCCUCUGAUCAAUGUUAUGGAUCUAAACGCUGAUGGAGCCGAAGACUUUGCUGUCCUCUCAUAUGAUCCUGAAGCAACUCUACUCACUCCUGUACCGACUGAGCUGGUGUUUUUCUCGGGUAAAUCAGGUGAUCCGAUUGGCUCGAGGGUGGAUGUCGAUGUGAAUGGUUUAUUUGCUCACCUGCAGUUCCACACAACCACUGGAGCUCCAUACCUGCUCUUACUCACAUAUUCUGGGCUCUAUGCCGUCAGCAUGCAGCGUUUGGUAGUACGGGCUACAGCCGGUUCGAAAUCAGUGCCGAAGAAAGACGACAGCUGGGAGAAGAAAGCCGACAGGAACACUGGAUUCAUUCCUCUUUAUCACUCUGAUUCUCUGAAGCGUGUGAUGGUCGUUCGUGGGGGUUCUGCUCCAUCGCUGCUCGUCCAGACGGGAUCCAGCGUGUCACUGCUACACACGGACAAACUGGAGAUCUCGUGGACCACCAACACUAGCAAUCUGCUCAGCAUGCCAACAUUUGGACAUUUCAACAAAGAUGAAAUUCUGGACAUAAUGGUAGAAGAUGAUCUCGGCAAUGAAACCAAAAGAGUGAUGGUUCUCGAUGGUAAGAGUGGCGAGGUCCUGUGGCAGAUCAGUCUGUUGUCCUGGACACCGAGUCCUCGUCCAGCGUCUGUGCUCACGCUAAACAGCAUCUCUGUGUUUAUGCUCUGGGGACAAAGUGACAACCAAACCAUGUAUUCAUCUUUUCUGCUUCAUCCUCGCUUUUCCCAACUUCUGCUUGAAAGAAUAAAUCCUGUCCAGAACAUUAUCUCCUUUAAAGCGACGCUUUUGGAGCGAGGUCGCCAUGCCUCUUACUUCAUCCUGACUGGACCGGAUGGACGGCAGCACACAGAACCAAGCGGGACAGAGCCUGUGAUUCUUACGAAACGGAAGAUCAAGGACGACGUAUCAGAGAGUAAAGCUCUGAGCGUGAAAGCUGAUGAAUCGAUCUCUAAAGACUCGGAGGAUUCGGUGAAGGAGGCAUUUUACCGGCUCCGCUUCAGUGAUAAUCUCUAUUGAAACAUAAAGACAAAUGUUUCAUUUAUAUUUAAACACUAACACCCACUAUGUAGAACGUGCACUUUUAAGUCCAAAUGCCAAAACGGAGAUCAUGUUUUGACAGUUUCAUUAAGAGUAUCUUGAAAUGUUGAUUUGAUAAAACCAUCAGGGUUAAAGUCUUUUAUGUCUAAAUUAUGCUGUGUUAUGUUUCGACAAUCAUAUACUGCUGUCAAGUAUUUCAGGCUUCUAGAUAAGUUCAGUUGUUAUCAGGUGGUAAUAUAUAUAUAUUCACAAUGAGCAGGGAUUAGGGAACAUCACAUAUGAGUGAAUUUCACAAAGGCAAUGUCGGACUCCCCCCAAAAAAUAGACUUUCUUUGGUUUUCGUAAGCUUGAUCAUAAAUGUUGUUUAAGUAUUGUUUAUUUGUUAGUGUGUCAGUAAUUUUAUUCUUGAAACUUUGUCGGGUUGUAGUGUAGUGAUGCCUUUAAAGGGAUAGUUCACCCAAAAAUGAAAGCUCUGUCAUCAUUUACUCUCAGAUUUACCCUCAGAUUGUUCCAAGCCUGUAUACAUUUCUUUAUUGUGCUAAACACAAAGAAAGAUAUUUGGAAGAAUGUCAGUAACUAAACAGAUCUCAUCCCCCAUUGACUCCCAUAGUAUUUAUUUGCUCUACUAGAUUUUCCCUUACUGACAUUCUUCCAAAUAUCUUCCUUUGCGUACAGCAGAACAAAGAAAAUGAUACAGGUUUGUAACAACCUGAGGGUGCGUAAAUGAUGACAGAAUUUUAAUUUUUGGGUGAACUAUCCCUUUUAGAGUGAGUGGUUAACUUGAAUAGUGUAGAACAAAAUGUUCAUUAUCUGAUUUGCGUUUCACAUACACACAAACCAAAACACAACAAGGCCUGGUUUAGUCGCGUGCGUCUGAAAGUUUGAGACUGGGUGAAUAUUUUAUUUUUGCAGUGCAGUGUUGCUUCUGUAUCACAGAGGUCCAGAUGGGGAUGUGGUGCCUUGUUUAGAUGGUUUGUUCAUGGUCUGAUGUGUUUUGGUUAGUUUGUAAGUGUCUUUCUGUGCUGCUGCUAUUGUUUAUUUUAGUUCCUUCAAAAAUCUCGGACAUGUUCUGUACUGUUAUCACAUUACUGUACAUUUAGUGCCUUCAAUCGGAGGACCUGAAAAUCACUGAAGAUGCUGUUACCAGUAAUAAUGUGCAACAGUAUGUCUCUUUAUUUAUCCGUCUGCUGUUUUAUAUUCUAAAUGAAUGCUGUUGGUUUAGUUUUAAAAUGGGGAUGCUGAUGUCGUUGAAGCAAUGAUCAUAAAGUUACAGCUUAUAUAGCAA
Messenger RNA from Triplophysa rosa, 3075 nucleotides. It is a transcript of the gene fam234a, whose product is annotated as family with sequence similarity 234 member A. The record is from RefSeq and is a predicted model, not a curated record. The coding region runs from base 123 to 1769 and encodes 548 amino acids. Lineage: Eukaryota; Metazoa; Chordata; Actinopteri; Cypriniformes; Nemacheilidae. The transcript is spliced from 12 exons.